GGGUACCACAUUAUUCCAGGUUUUGCAUCUACCUACAAAAGUAUAAAACGAUAUUCGUAGAUGUGACCCAACGUGUCACUUGUACACACGCUUUAGUACAUUAUAGCAGAUAUAGUGAUUAUGGGCGCUUUCAAGUUAUGGUCACUGCUGUCACUACUCGUUUAUUUCUGUGAUGCGGCUAAUAUUUUGUUCGUCAUCCCCUUUACAACACGAUCUCAUUAUAUUAAUUUAAAGCCGAUUGGUUUGGAGCUAGCUCGACGUGGACAUAAUGUGACAGUGAUCACGCCGUACAGAGAAAAGAAAUAUCCACCAAACUAUCACCAAGUCAUGGUCAAAGAUACGAAAAUAUGGGAUGCACUUGGCAAGGAAAGACCAAAUGUCUUCACGAUGGUGGACCUGACUGCUGAGGAGUUCCACAACGAAAUUUUAUGGCCCGGUGGCUUAGCACUAACCGAGGAAGCCCUUCAAUCAUCUGAAGUACAGGCCCUGUUUACAAGCAACACCACAUUCGACCUAGUGGUCAAUGAGCAGUUCUUUCAAGAAGCUUUCUAUGCGCUUGCGAAUAUAUACAAUGCUCCUUUAGCACUAGUUACAACCCAUGGAAAUUGUAUGAAACACAACUUUCUUACUAGAAAUCCCUUACAAUGGGCAACAGUCACCCACGAGUUAUUGGACUUGCAUCAUUCAACAAGCUUCCUUGGUCGACUACGAAACAUGUAUUUCUCAGUUUACGAAUUAUUUUGGUGGAAAUUCUGGUACUUAGAGAAGCAGGAGGAGUUGAUGAGAAAGUACAUACCAGGAUUGCCUCAAAAGAUGCCCAGUUUGUAUGAUGUACAGAAGAAUGCUUCUUUGAUGCUGUUGAAUACUCAUUUUAGUGUUGAUACUCCAACUGCUUAUUUGCCUAAUGUUGUUGAAAUUGGUGGAAUACAUGUAGCUAACAGUACAGGCGCACUUCCAGAGGAUCUACAAAAAUGCUUAGACGGCGCGGUAAAUGGGGUGGUUUACGUAAAUUUCGGUUCAAACGUGCGGAGCUCCGAAUUGAGCCAAGAAAAGAAACAGGCGUUUAUCAACGUGUUCAGGCGACUCAAACAAACCAUUAUUUGGAAGUGGGAAGACGAUAAAUUGGAAGAUAAACCUAAAAACGUGAUAAUACGAAAAUGGUUGCCGCAAGUGGAGAUUCUCGCUCAUCCUCACGUCAAGGUAUUUGUAUCCCACGGAGGUUUAAUCGGGACACAGGAGGCUCUAUACCACGGAGUUCCAUUAAUCAGCGUACCAAUUUAUGGCGAUCAACUAAAUAAUGUUCUGACACUUGAACAGCUAGGUGUAGGAAAACUACUACAUUACCACGAAAUCAAUGAAGAAAAACUAUAUCAGUUAUUAGACGAAAUUCUUAAUAAUAGUUCUUAUAUGGCCAAAGCCAAGGAAGUAUCGAAAAGGUUCGUCGACAGACCAUUAAAUGCGUUAGAUACAGCUGUAUUUUGGUUGGAAUACGUUAUAAGAAACAACGGAGCCACCUAUAUGAAAAAUCCAGCAAAAGAUCUAAGCUGGUUUGCAUAUACUAUGAUCGAUGUAUACCUAUUUAUUGCAUUUAUUAUAUUAAUUUUAAUUAAUGUAUCAAUAAUGUUUUGUAAAUUUCUAUUUUUUAAUAGAAUGAUAAACAAAAUGAAGAUUGAUUAAAUAUUUUCCAUGAAAUUUUUGCAUAGAUUAUUAAUAUUUCAUGUUAAUUGUUUACCGUAAUUUAAGAAGUAUUUAAUAAGCUUGUAAUAUACAGGAACAACUGAAAUGUAAUAACUAUAAGAUAUUUGAUUAAAAACUAAAGCACGUC
Messenger RNA from Pieris napi, 1825 nucleotides. Its product is annotated as UDP-glycosyltransferase UGT5-like. The record is from RefSeq and is a predicted model, not a curated record. Lineage: Eukaryota; Metazoa; Arthropoda; Insecta; Lepidoptera; Pieridae. Gene Ontology annotation, molecular function: UDP-glycosyltransferase activity. The transcript has 5 exons. The coding region runs from base 121 to 1677 and encodes 518 amino acids.